Molecule: messenger RNA, 1461 nt
Organism: Rotaria sordida
Lineage: Eukaryota; Metazoa; Rotifera; Eurotatoria; Philodinida; Philodinidae
Source: the annotation of a GenBank genome assembly
AUGGCAUCGAAUACUAAACUUCGUGUAACAGUUACACUUCAACCAUCAGGAAAAUCAAGUGUAAUAAUUAUUCAAACAUUUGAAGAUCUUCUUCGUCAAUGUUCAUCAAAAUUUCGUGUUAAAGUACGUCGUAUUUUUUUAGCAACAACAGGAGAAGAAUUAUUAACAGAUUUAUCACGAAUUUCAAAUGAUACUAAAUUAAUUGUAACAUGUGGUGAUACAUAUACAAUAGCAAAUACAUCAUCAUCAACAAAAACAACAGAUUCAAUAAUCGAUUCAUCAUCAGUUUCUAUUCAAAUUAUUGCAAAUAGAACAUUAAUUGAACAAGCAGCUAUUGAUCAAUUGAAAAAUGUGGCUCGAUUAUAUGCAAAAGUGAAACAUAUUUGGGGUAUGCCUGAUUUACAUGUUGGUCAAUCUACACCUAUUGGUUGUGUUGUUGCUACUGAAUCAACUAUUGUUUAUCCUGAAUUAAUUGGUUCUGAUAUUGGUUGUGGUAUGAGUUUUAUUCGAACAUCAUUACGUCUUAUAUCUGAAAAUGAUGAAAGAAAAUUAACUAAAUGGACAAAACAAUUACAAGAUUUAGAUGAUUAUUUAUCAAAUGAAAUAAUUCAAGAAUUUCUACAAUCAAAUCUUGAAUGGCCAACAAUAGUUGAUAAAAUUACUAAUAAUCAUAUUGAAAAUGAACAAUUAGGUACAAUUGGUGCUGGUAAUCAUUUUGUUGAAUUACAACGUAUUGAAGAACUCUAUGAUAAUAAAUAUAAUGAUCUAUCAACAGACUAUCUUUAUUUACUUGUUCAUUCUGGUAGUCGAAGUUUAGGUGAAAGAUUUUUACGUGAAUAUGGAAAAAGUAAUGAUGAAACACGGGGACUUGAAAAAGGUACUGAGGCUUAUGAAAUUUAUAUGCGUAAACAUGAUGAAGCAUGUACAUGGGCUAAACGUAAUCGAGCUUUAAUAGCUCAACGUUUUCUUACUUGUCUUGGUGAUACAAAUUCACCACAAUGUCUUAUUGAUAUUUGGCAUAAUAAUGUUAUCUUAAAAGAAUUAUCAUCCGAACAAUAUCAAGUACAUCUUCAUCGUAAAGGUGCAGCACCAUCCGAUAAAGGUCGUAUUAUUAUUCCAGGUAGUCGUGGUACACAUUCCUAUCUUGUUGAAUCAAUUGAUGAAAAUCAAGAAUUAUCUGGAUAUUCAUUAGCACAUGGUGCUGGUCGUGCUAUGUCACGUUCAAAAGCUCGACAAUAUUUUAGUGAAAAAUAUCCAAAUAUAGAUAGAUUAAAAAUAACAGAAAAUUUAGAAUCACAUGUUGUAUGUGAUGAUAAACAAUUACUUUAUGAAGAACAUCCACAAGCAUAUAAAACAAUUGAUGCAGUAAUUGAUGAUCUUGUUGAUGCAAAACUAAUAAAAGUUAUAGCAAAAAUGAGACCAUUAAUUACAUAUAAAACAAGAUUAACACAUAAAGAAUGA